Myotis brandtii (Brandt's bat) is the source of this 2313-nucleotide messenger RNA. Its product is annotated as patr class I histocompatibility antigen, B-2 alpha chain. The transcript is spliced from 5 exons. Lineage: Eukaryota; Metazoa; Chordata; Mammalia; Chiroptera; Vespertilionidae. Gene Ontology annotation, molecular function: peptide antigen binding; signaling receptor binding. Bases 44 to 715 code for a protein of 223 amino acids. Gene Ontology annotation, biological process: positive regulation of T cell mediated cytotoxicity; antigen processing and presentation of endogenous peptide antigen via MHC class Ib; antigen processing and presentation of endogenous peptide antigen via MHC class I via ER pathway, TAP-independent. The record is from RefSeq and is a predicted model, not a curated record. Gene Ontology annotation, cellular component: external side of plasma membrane.
GGCUGACUUAGGGGCGGGGUCAGGGUCUCACACCUUCCAGUGCAUGCUUGGCUGCGACAUGGGACCCGAUGGGCGCCUCCUCCGCGGGUACAGUCAGUGGGCCUACGAUGGCGCCGACUACAUCGCCCUGAACGAGGAUCUGCGCUCCUGGACUGCGGCCGACAUGGCGGCUCAGAUCACCAAGAGCAAGUGGGAGGCUACCCGUUUCCAUGAGCGUAGGAGUAACUACCUGGAGGGGGAGUGCCUACAGUGGCUCCGCCUUUACCUGGAAAAAGGGAAGGAGACCCUGCUGCGCGCAGACCCUCCAAAGGCACACGUGACCCACCACCCCGUCUCUGACAGUGAGGUUACCCUGAGGUGCUGGGCUCUGGGCUUCUACCCUGCGGACAUCACCCUGACCUGGCAGCGUGACGGGGAGGACCAGACCCAGGACAUGGAGCUGGUGGAGACCAGGCCUGCGGGGGACGGCACCUUCCAGAAGUGGGCGGCCGUGGGGGUGCCCCCUGGACAGGAGCAGAGAUACACGUGCCAUGUGCAGCAUGAGGGGCUGCCUGAGCCCCUGACCCUGAGAUGGGAGCCUCCUCAAACCUUCAUCUUCAUCAUCAUGGGCAUCGCUGGGGGCCUGGUUUUGCUGGGAGCUGUGGCUGGAGCUGUGAUGUGGAAGAGGAGGCGCUCAGGUGGGAAAGGAGGGAGCUAUGCUCAGGCUGCCACGUGAGGCAGCUGCCUUGUGGGGACUGAGUGAUGGAAGAUGUGUUCUCGCUCCCACUUCCUGACUCAAGAACCUCUGUUUGGGGCGCUGGCCCUGUCCUACACUCCACACUUUCCUGUCCAGCAGAGGUGGUGCUGCGCCCUCACUAUCGCUGUCUUUAUUUCCUCGUGCUCUGAGCUGCAACUUCCUGCUCUGUAUUGAAAUGAGGUUUUGGAUGUGACCUGGUUUGUUCAUUUCUUGCCAAGAACGGAGCUUGGGACACGGGACCAGCUUUGUGGGCUUAGCGAGGCCGAAGUCGGACCGGCUCCCGAGCACCUUUCACCUGAGAAGGUCAAGGUCCUUUGCAGAGCUUCUCUCACAGGCGUCGCGUGCGUCCUGCAGCACCUUUGUCAGCAAUGGCUGUCAUCCAGGGAAAUCGGUGAUGGUUGGUGAUGGCGCUGGUAGCAAGACUUGCUGGCUCAUUGUUCUUACAAAGACCCGGUUCCCAGGGGUGCAGGAACCUCCGGUGCGUGGGAAGGAGGGGGCAGGCAGGAAAGGCGAUGGAGAGCAGGCCGAGCGGGCUUCUGAGGGCACAGCUGGGCAGGAGGAGGAUGGUGGCUGGAGUUCCCUCUCCUGCCCGGACACAGAUGUUCUCCGGAUGUGUCUCUCCACUGACAGCCCUGAGGGUUUAGAGAACAUCCCAGAGAAAGGGCCUCCGCAGGUCAAGCAUUUCUGUCCCCAUGAGCCCAUAGUCCUGGCUGGGAGCGAGUAGGAUCUUGGGAAGGAUGAGCCCAUAGGGGAGCCGCCAAGAUGCAGCAGGAGCGGUGGAAGCGGAAGAAGGGGAGAGAUGCCAUAGGACUGGCGCUUAUGGGACACGGAAUGCUCAGCAAAGACCGAAGAUGGAGGGAGGGAGGUUUGGAAAUGGCCAUGGGAGCUACUCUGCAAGCCAGACGCGGGAAGAAGAAAUCAGGGUUCCCGUGUGGAGAGCCUGCUGCGAGCAGUUUGGAAGCGCCGUUUAUUAAUUUUCCUGUAUGACUCCGGGCCUUUUCCAUUUAUCUGUAAUUUACCUGAGAUGACAAAUCAGAAGUCACCUUGCUACCAGUGCUUAGGAGCCAACCAUGGUUAUGAAGGAUCCAGCCCACCUGGCCCCGCCGGUCUCCUGCCACCGCUCUCCCAGCCUCCUCUGCGCUCCCACCUGACACGCCAGGCGCGGAUUCAAGGAAUUCCUUCCCUUCCUGCUUCUUUCUAGAAGGAGAAAUGGUAGCUUUUGUGAGUGAGGCUGUAACUACUUCAUCACUCACGUGCUUGCCUGGCCUCUGUCAGCUGCCAGGGACUCUGGGAGCUGCCCCUUCAGGGCUGGACUCCUGAGCAGGUUUCCUGGUCGGGCCUCUGGAGGGGGCAUCCAGUUUCCCAACGUGCUCAGCAGAGAGGCCCAGGGCCUGCAGCUGUGGCCGCUACAGUUCUGUGCUUCAUGGUAGUUACCCUAUAGUCACUGUGUAAUGAGCGCCACCUAAUGUAUGUCCCCAAAGCAUAAUAUAUCUACACAACUAGAUGUAGUAUUUUUGUAUAAUUGGAUUUCCUAAUACUGAUAUUUGUCAUCCCCACAGAAAGUGUAUUGGUUUUUU